This is a messenger RNA of Protobothrops mucrosquamatus (brown spotted pit viper), 2548 nucleotides long. RefSeq names its product transmembrane protease serine 9. Gene Ontology annotation, biological process: proteolysis. The record is from RefSeq and is a predicted model, not a curated record. Gene Ontology annotation, molecular function: serine-type endopeptidase activity. Bases 122 to 2548 code for a protein of 808 amino acids. The transcript is spliced from 16 exons. Lineage: Eukaryota; Metazoa; Chordata; Lepidosauria; Squamata; Viperidae.
AAAGUGCUCCUUGAUCAAGAAGUCUCCACUUGGGUUAUCUGAUUAGGUUGAUACGUAUCUCAAGUUUAAGUUCGGGACUGGGAUCUUACAGGCAAACAGCUUUCCACACAGAGCUGAAGCUAUGGUGCUGAUCAGAGUGCUAGCAAACCUUCUGAUACUACAGCUUUCUUACGCACAAAGGACUUCUGAACUGGUCAUUGGAGGUGAUGAAUGUAACAUAAAUGAACAUCGUUUCCUUGUAGCCUUGCAUGAUGCUUUGUCUGGAAGAUUUCUCUGUGGUGGGACUUUGAUCCACCCGGAAUGGGUGCUCACCGCUGCACACUGCAACACACACUUUAUCAUCAUAUACCUUGGUGCGCAUAACCAAAGUGUAGAAUUUGAUUAUGAGGAGACAAGAUACCCAGAGAAGAAGUACUUUUUUCCCUGUAGCAAAAACUAUACCAAAUGGGACAAGGACAUCAUGUUGAUCAGGCUGUACAGUCCUGUUAGGAACAGUAAACACAUCGCGCCUAUCAGCUUGCCUUCCAACCCUCCCAGUGUGGGCUCAGUUUGCCGUAUUAUGGGAUGGGGCGCAAUCACAUCUCCUAAUGAGACUUUUCCCGAUGUCCCUCAUUGUGCUAACAUUAACCUGUUCAAUUAUACGGUGUGUCGAGCAGCUUACCCAGAGUUGCCAGCGACAAGCAGAACAUUGUGCGCAGGUAUCCUGGAAGGAGGCAUAGAUACAUGUCACGGUGACUCUGGGGGACCCCUCAUCUGUAAUGGACAAUUCCAAGGCAUUGUACAAGCUGGGGGCAAAACCUGUGCCCGACCGCGUAAGCCUGCCAUCUACACCAAUGUCUUUGAUCAUCUUGACUGGAUCAAGAGCAUUAUUGCAGGAAAUACAGCUGUGACAUGCCCCCCAAGUCUCCGCUUGGCUUAUCUGAUUAGAUUAAUACGGUAUCUCAAGUUUAGGUUUGGGACUGGGAUCUUACAGGCAAACAGCUUGCCACACAGAGUUGAAGCUAUGGUGCUGAUCAGAGUGCUAGCAAACCUUCUGAUACUACAGCUUUCUUACGCACAAAAGUCUUCUGAACUGGUCGUUGGAGGUAAUGAAUGUAACAUAAAUGAACAUCGUUCCCUUGUAGCCAUUUUUAACUCUACCGGGUUUUUCUGCGCUGGGACUUUGAUCAACUCAGAAUGGGUGGUCACCGCUGCACACUGCGACAGUAAAAAUUUCAAGAUGAAGUUUGGUGUGCAUAACAAAAAUAUACAAAAUGAGGAUGAACAGAUAAGAAGCCCAAAGGAGAAGUUCAUUUGUCCCAAUAAGAAAUACAAUGAAGUAGUGGACAAAGAUAUCAUGUUGAUCAAGCUGGACAGUCCUGUUAGCAACAGUGAACACAUCGCGCCUCUCAGCUUGCCUUCCAGCCCUCCCAGUGUGGGCUCAGUUUGCCGUAUUAUGGGAUGGGGAUCAAUCACACCUGUUGAAGUGACUUUUCCCGAUGUCCCUUAUUGUGCUAACAUUAACCUACUCGAUGAUGUGGAGUGUAAACCAGGUUAUCCAGAGUUGCUGCCAGAAUACAAAACAUUGUGUGCAGGUAUCCUGGAAGGAGGCAUAGAUACAUGUGGGUUUGACUCUGGGGCACCCCUCAUCUCUAAUGGACAAUUCCAGGGUAUUGUAUCUUAUGGGGGGCAUCCUUGUGGCCAAAGUGGUAAGCCUGGUAUCUACACCAAGGUCUUUCAUUAUAAUGCCUGGAUGAAGAGCAUUAUUGCAGGAAAUACAGCUGCAACUUGCCUCCCUUAUGUUCUACUCCACAGCCAAACACUGAAUGUUUUUCGUUUCUUUGCAGCACAAAGGUCUUCUGAACUGGUCAUUGGAGGUGAUGAAUGUAACAUAAAUGAACAUCGUUUCCUUGUACUCGUGUACACUGACAAGUUGCAAUGCGGUGGGACUUUGAUCAACCAGGAAUGGGUGCUUACUGCUGCACACUGUGAUGGGAGAUAUAUGCACAUAUACCUUGGUGUGCAUAACGAAAGUGUACAAUAUGAGGAUAAGCAGGGAAGAUUCCCAAAGAAGAAGUACUUUUGCCUCAGUAGCAAAAACUAUACCAAAUGGGACAAGGACAUCAUGUUGAUCAGGCUGAACAGACCUGUUAGGAACAGUGCACACAUUGCGCCUCUCAGCUUGCCUUCCAACCCUCCCAGUGUGGGCUCAGUUUGCAGUAUUAUGGGAUGGGGCGCAAUCACAUCUCCUAAUGAGACUUAUCCCGAUGUCCCUCAUUGUGCUAACAUUAACAUACUCGAUUAUGAGGUAUGUCGAGCAGCUUACGCAGGGUUGCCAGCGACAAGCAGAACAUUGUGCGCAGGUAUCCUGGAAGGAGGCAAAGAUUCAUGUGUGGGUGACUCUGGGGGACCCCUCAUCUGUAAUGGAGAAAUCCAGGGCAUUGUAUCUUGGGGGGCCGAUACUUGUGCCCAACCGCGUGAGCCUGGCCUCUACACCAAUGUCUUCGAUUAUACUGACUGGAUCCAGAACAUUAUUGCAGGAAAUACAGAUGCGACCUGCCCCCCGUGA